Mesorhabditis belari is the source of this 240-nucleotide messenger RNA. The record is from the annotation of a GenBank genome assembly. NCBI's taxonomy places the organism in Eukaryota, Metazoa, Nematoda, Chromadorea, Rhabditida, Rhabditidae.
AUGAAAGGUGGCUUUAUUCUGUUCGUUGUUUUGUUGGCCGUUUCUUUUCUUUUAGCCACGGCUAAAGAAGGGGAAACUUGCUUCUCAGAAACCCCUUACGAUUGUGAUGCUGGGGAAGUGUGCGAAUUGAAUGUGCCGAAGAAUUGCAUUGCUUGGGUUGGAUGUAUGGGACAUUGUGUCAAAGGGAAAUCCGAUGCCAUUCCAGUGCAUCCAAAAGCUCUUCCACGACUCAACAAGGCA